This is a messenger RNA of Acomys russatus (golden spiny mouse), 1632 nucleotides long. RefSeq names its product zinc finger protein 14-like. Gene Ontology annotation, biological process: negative regulation of transcription by RNA polymerase II. Gene Ontology annotation, molecular function: DNA-binding transcription repressor activity, RNA polymerase II-specific. Lineage: Eukaryota; Metazoa; Chordata; Mammalia; Rodentia; Muridae. The transcript is spliced from 5 exons. The coding region runs from base 1 to 1632 and encodes 543 amino acids. The record is from RefSeq and is a predicted model, not a curated record.
AUGACAAAUGGCAUAAGAUUCAAAUCGGCAGAUCUCAGAGAUGACGGGGAAGAGUGGGCUUUGCUGGAUCCCUCCCAGAAGAAUCUUUACAAAGAUGUGAUGCUGGAAACCUACGGGAACCUCACUGCUGGUACAAAUGGGAAGACCACGAUAUUGAAGAACGUUGUCCAGAUUCUGGAGGACAUGGAAGUGGGCGUACAUCAGCAAGCUCACACUGGAGAGACACCGCACAAGUACAAGGAAUAUGGCGAUCCGUCCCUCUGUGCUGCUUCACUUUGCACACGUCGUGUGACUCACACUACAGGAAAACGUUGUGCAUGUAAUCCCUGUGGUGGAACUCCGAGUUCUUCCACUUCUCCUCUAAAAUGUGAGAAAGCUCAGAUGGGAGAGGAAAGUGAUCAAUCUGAGCCAUGUACUAACGGCUUUAACCAUCACAGGCAUCUUGAAACACACAAAAGAACCAGUAAUGAAGAGGAUCUCUAUGAGUGUAAUCAACAUGAUAAAGCCUUUACAUCUAAUUCCUCUUUACAGUUACACCAAGGAAAUCAUUUGGAAAUAAAACCCUAUGAAGAUAAUCAAAGUGACAAAGCCUUUGUAUGUCACAGUCUUCAUCAAAUACCUAGAUUUCAUACUAGAGAGGAAAGAUAUGGAUGUCAUCAGUGCGGUAAAGCCUUUGAAUGUCCCGGUUAUCUUCAAAGACAUGAAAGAAUUAAUACUGCAGAGAAACCCUUUGAAUGUAAUCAAUGCAAUAAGGCCUUUGCAUAUAAAAGUCAUCUUCACAGGCAUGAAAAGAUUCACACCGGAGAGAAACCCUAUGAAUCCUUUGCACGUAACAGUCAUCUUCACAGACAUGAAAGAAGUCAUACUAGAGAGAAACCCUAUGAAUGUAAUCAGUGUGGUAAAGCCUUUGGGUGUAACAGUAAUCUUCAAAGGCAUGAAAGAAGUCAUACUGGAGAAAAGCCCUAUGGAUAUAAACAAUGUGACAAAGCCUUUGCACAGAACAGUAGUCUUCACAGUCAGGAAAGAAGUCAUAUUGCAGAAAAGCCCUAUGGACAUAAACAGUGUGAUAAAGCCUUUGCACAGCACAGUAGUCUUCACAGUCAGGAAAGAAGUCAUAUUGCAGAAAAGCCCUAUGGACAUAAACAGUGUGAUAAAGCCUUUGCACAGAACAGUCAUCUUUUCUGUCAUGAAAGAAGUCAUACUAGAGAGAAAUCCUACAGAUGUAGGCAAUGUGGCAAAGCCUUUGGACGUAACAGUAAUCUUCAAAGGCAUGAAAGAAGUCAUACAGGAGUGAAACCUUAUGAAUGUAAUCUAUGUGGUAAAGCCUUUUCACAGAACAGUCAUCUUCACAGGCAUGAAAGAAUUCAUACUGGGGAGAAACCCUAUGAAUGUAGUCAGUGUUAUAAGGCCUUUGCAUGUAAAAGUGAUCUUCAAAGGCACGAAAGAAGACACACUGGAGAGAAACAGUAUGGGUGUAACCUAUGUGGUAAAGCCUUUUUACAGAACAGCCACCUUCAGAGGCAUGAAAGAAGUCAUAGUGGACAAAAACCUAACAAAUAUAAUCAGUGUGGUAAGCCUUGUUGUAGUAGCCUUCAAAAGCACGACAGAAUCCACACUGGUGAACAUUCCUAA